Orbicella faveolata is the source of this 1991-nucleotide messenger RNA. Its product is annotated as solute carrier family 15 member 4-like. Gene Ontology annotation, biological process: oligopeptide transport; transmembrane transport. The record is from RefSeq and is a predicted model, not a curated record. NCBI's taxonomy places the organism in Eukaryota, Metazoa, Cnidaria, Anthozoa, Scleractinia, Merulinidae. Gene Ontology annotation, molecular function: transmembrane transporter activity. Gene Ontology annotation, cellular component: membrane.
UGAUGUGUAUAGCGGCUCGUCUGUCUGGCUUUCGAACAUGAGAUUUUUAUUUUCUUGCGAAUCCUAGAAGUGUAUGGAAGUGUUGACACGACAAGCCAUCCAGUAACACUCCUACGUGCAUAUGCAAGAUGUCAAAUUCAGAUGAACAUUCUCCAUUACUCUCAGAGAACAAUGAUCGCCUUUCCACGUCUCAUGGGCCCAGCAGUAACUCUUCUGUUAGCAGUCAGACUAUGGGAUGUGCCCGAAAGUUCCUGGUAGUCAUUUGCAUUCUUGUAACAGAGCUAUGUGAGCGCCUCACCUUCUAUGGUGUGACAGCAAAUCUACUGUUGUUCAGCAGCAAUGAGUUAAAUCUUCAUCCUCCUUGGCCAUCAGUUGUCAGUUAUUUGUUUACAGGAACAUGCUAUCUUGUUCCCCUUCUGGCGGGAUGGCUGGCCGACACGUACACGGGCCGGUUCAACAUGAUUUAUGGAAGCUCUUUGCUCUAUGUUGUGGGAACUCUUCUCCUGGCUGCAGUUUCCAUGGGGAAUGAUAUGAUUCAUACAUUAUUUCAUACCAAAGCCACUCAUAAUGAAACAAUGAGACUGAUAUACUUCGGACUGGCCCUGCUAAUGAUCGCAUUCGGCACAGGAGGAAUCAAGGCCAAUGUCUCACCGUUUGGAGCAGACCAAGUUAGACAGAAUGGACAAAGGGCUGUUCAAACAUUCUUCAACUGGUUUUACUUUUUUAUCAAUGUUGGAUCUUUAGUAGCCUUUACAGUGGUUGUGGCAGUACAACAAUCAGAUGUGUUUUAUGGUUAUUGCAUCACAGCUGGUUCAAUGUUUCUUGCUGUAAUUGUGUUUCUUGUUGGUCGUAACCAAUACUUAACCAAACCGCCAGGAGGCAGCCAACUCACUGAAACAGCAAAAAUAAUCUGUGAAGCAGUGCGAAAUCGAAAGCAGAAUGCAGGGACCUGGCUGGAGGGGGCAAAGAGGAGAUAUGGAGGGAAGUUCAGUGAGGAAGAAGUUGAAGAUGUCAAGGCACUGUUGAGAGUUAUUGCUAUCUUUGGUCUGUUCAUUGUUUACUGGACAAUCUACACACAGAUGCAGACAACAUUCCUCAUUCAAGCAACCUUCAUGAGACUAGAAUUUCACAACUUUACAAUUCCAGCGGCAUCCUUGUCACUUUUCGAUAUCGUUGCUGUGCUUGUGUUGAUUCCCAUUAUGGAUCAUGUUGUUUAUCCUCUUGUUAGCUACUGUGGCAUUAGUUUUACUCCUCUGCGGCGUAUCGGUGUUGGAAUGCUGUUAGCAUCUGCAUCUGUCAUUGUGGCUGGAGUGGUUGAGAUACAACGAAGGAAUACAUGGAUAGAUGGCGGGUUUUGUAUACAAACAGUGUUUGACGAAAGCCGCAAUGCUUCAAGUGUAAAUGUUUUUUGGCAAAUCCCACAGUUUAUGUUAGUUGGAUCCAGUGAGGUCCUUAUGGUUAUCACAGGACUUGAGUUUGCCUAUUCCCAAGCCCCCCAGAGUCUUCAAGGACUGGUGAUGGGUGCUUUUCUUGUCACAAGUGCACUUGGAAGCUAUGUGGCAAUUGUUCUUGUUAUCAUAGUUAGAGCGGCUAGCAACAGUGAUUGGUAUCCAAGUGAAGAUCCCAAUCAUGGACACAUGGAAUAUUUCUACUUCCUGUUGUCUGGAUUAAUGGUGAUCAAUUUUGUUGUUUUUCUGUACAUUGCUUCCUCAUACAAGUACAAGACUGUGCCCAAGAGAACAAAAGAGACUGCAAAAGACUUGGACACAGGCCAACCAGCUGAUGGUGAUCCAUCUGUGUAAUGGGGACAAGACAUGCCAGUGGAGAGGUAUCUCAACUGGAACAUACAGGAUUUUGUACUGUGGAGAAAGCUAUUAUUAAUGACAUGCAGUACCACAGUUUUUCAUUGAAUCUUUAGGUACUCUUCAUAUAUACAUGUACAGUAGAAUCCUAAUUUUUCGAACCUCUAGGGGAAAUGAAAAUUGGUUUGA